Molecule: messenger RNA, 7062 nt
Organism: Sphaeroforma arctica JP610
Lineage: Eukaryota; Ichthyosporea; Ichthyophonida
Product: NEK/NEK6 protein kinase
Exons: 8
Coding region: 499-5904 (1801 amino acids)
Biological process (GO): protein phosphorylation
Cellular component (GO): cytoplasm
Molecular function (GO): ATP binding; protein serine/threonine kinase activity
Source: RefSeq, a predicted model, not a curated record
UGACCCCCCAUACUGAUCCUCUGCUUUGCUAUUUUAUAAUAUUUGUGUAUGUAAACACAAAAUAACCGAGAUUGUAUGUAUAUGUAAAUAUACUUUAUGUGUGACUAUUAAUCCGGCGAUCGCAAGAGGAAGUGUCUAAAGCCCUCUAAAGCAGCGGUUGGGAAUCGGGAGAGGUGUCUAUAUCUCUAUAUUAACAGAUUCACUUCUUAGCUAUAACGAUGGUCGUGAUAACUGACAAAAGUCAUUGCAUAUGACAUAAAUCAUUAGCAAGGAGACGCUGUGCAUAGAGGAGGCCUUUGAGAAUACUUCUGUUGGGAUCAACCUAUGGUUCCGCCGAGAUCUUUUUCUGCACGAUCACGAUUUACUACAUAUGCAGUGCUUAUAUAAACCAUCUCGCGCUACACCAAAUACACAGCGUAACGAAUAAUAACCAACACCAAUUAUAGGUUAGUGUUCAAAAAAUAUUCAUAUAUAGCAAAUAUAGUCUUGGCGAGUGUCAUGUCAGGCCAGAAGAGGGGCACAUCCGACAGACAGCCAUUGCCAACACGCCAGAGCCCACUCUCGCUGAAGUUAAAUGCAGUCACAUACACUAGUGGAAAAGCAAACACCCGGUUAAGCACACAAGAUGAAGUGUACUCACAUGCACAAUACAAUGCAGAGGAAGCAUUGAGUGUACAAAACGCCCAGAAUGCUACAUUAGAUAGAAAUAAGGAUAGCGCGCCGAGUCAAAUUAAUAUUAACGCAGACAUGGCACAACAAGCGCCUGGUGAAAAUAAUGGAGUGGAGAUAAAUAUGAUAAACACACGCGCCCAGCGGGUUGCUGAUAUGUAUGAUAGCAGACACGGCACUACAGGCACUAUAAGUCGACAGAUCAGUACGCGCACGGGUAAAGAUGUGGCUACAAGCAGGUCUAUUUCGUUGAGGGAAUCGACUUCAGAAACAAUCAAUCGCACAGAGUCCUGUACUGCCUUGGGCGGUCAACAUAUAGUGCCGGGUCCAUAUGCACGCGCACAGCCGAAAUCAGAUGCACACAGCAGCGCAAAUUUGAAUAUAAAUCUCAACCUCGAAAGGAUGAGGCCGUUCGGACAUUCUACAGAUUCAUUGUCUGGGUCGCGUAUUAGACGGAAUGUGUCCCACCCACACAGUUUGAAUAGUGUAAGUGUGAGUGAAGGCAUCGCGGCCGGUCCCUUAGCUACACUUGCCGAGUUUCCUGUGCAGAAGGAAGGGGAAGAAGAAGACCCCAGGUACACAGACUGGCACAAACCACGCUCAAACUCCGGGGCAUGUCAUGCCAAUGGCCAUGUAUACGGCAGUGUGGACAAUAUAAACAUGGUAUCAAGGCGGAGUGAGGCGUCGACUGGGGGAGAUAGUGAGGAUGGGAUACGAUUCGGUACACAUACAAGUUCUGGUACUGGACAGUUAACGUGGAGCGAGGAUUUCAUGUUCAAUCUAUCGGCGUCGUUCCUGAACUCUCCGCUCGAGCUGGCCUUGAUGGACCCUGCUUUAGAGGACGAUGUCACCGUCACAGGCAUCCAGGAUUCGAUGCUCAGCACCACCCCAGACCUCGACAUGCACAGCCCGUUCAGCCAAUUAAAUACACAGGGCGCCAUACCACAGCAAACACCGGAGGAGACCCCCAUCGGCAGUCUGCCCGGCUUCGGCUCUCCUGAGUGGGUACAAAGGAAGGCGGGGGACGCAGACUUUAUCGGACAAACAGGGUUUGACAACGCUGAGGCGCCCGGCCCACCCGAAGUAACGGCUGCUGAACCUGGAGAGAGUGAGGAAGUACAGGGGUUGCAGACACAACUUUCGGCACUGCAGAUGGGCGGCGUAUAUGAGAGCGUGGAUAACUUCCACGUGGACGCACGGCUGGGUUCGGGUCAGUUCAGCGAAGUGUUCCAGGCAACGAAUACAAUCACGGGGAAACUUGUUGCGCUCAAAAAGAUUAGUAUGAAGGAUGUCGAUGAUAUAUCUACCCGGCAAGACGUUAUCAAGGAGAUCUUUUUGCUACGGGACCUAAGUCACGAGCACAUCAUCCGCUAUUACGGCACCUUUAUGGUGGAUAUGUCGCUGUACAUCGUUCUGGAGUUCGCCGGAGCCGGCGAUUUACGACGAAUGAUCAACCACUUCAAAACCACUCAACGGACGAUACCCGAGCUCGUUCUGUGGAAGUACUUCCUGCAAAUAUGCAAGGGAAUCGAAUAUAUGCAUUCCAAGAAGAUUAUCCACAGAGACGUAAAGCCCGCCAACGUUUUUAUCACCAAGACUGGGAACGUUAAGCUAGGUGACCUGGGUCUGGGCCGGGUCAUGAAGGAUGAUUUCUUGGCAUCGUCCAUGGUGGGAACCCCCUAUUACAUGGCACCUGAGCGGAUUAAAGGGGCCGAUUAUGACCUGUCCUCCGACAUCUGGUCUCUGGGCUGUUUGCUGUACGAGAUGGCGGCACUGAAGUCGCCGUUCUACGCUGAAAAGAUGAGUCUUGUGCUGCUCUGUGAGCGGAUCAAAACUUGUGAGUAUCCUCCGCUUAGCCAAUCCUACACCUCUCACCUGCGAACGGUGGCGAUCGAAUGCAUGCAGGCCGACAAUGCCAAACGCCCCUUAGCAACCACCGUGCGCGAAUCAGCACAGAAGAUGUACGAUGUGCACCUGCAACUCGAUAGCCACCGCGAACGUCUGAAUAUGAGCACAGGCACCUCAUCGCACACUGCAAGGUCUGUGCCUGCACGCUCGCACUCGUGCAUGGAAGUCCGGAGCGGGACUAUACACGGAUAUGGGAAUGGGGGAGGUAAUGGGUCUGUUAGAGGGUCUAUGGCGGGGGCAGAGGGGAAUGGCGGCCUGCCGGGGAUUAGACCGGCGUCUGUGUUUGCUACACAUGUUGAACGGAACGGACACGCGUAUGCAAAGGCCCAGGCAAACGCCCAGGCUCAGGCGAAUAUACAUGCGCACGCACACACACAGGCAAGGGGUUACACCCGCACGCGCACCAUGACAGACGGGGAGGUUGCCUUGGCAACGUCCGCGACUAUUUACGAGGAAAGCGGGUCCAAAGCGAUGCACCGAGUGCGCCGCAACUCGAGCACGAGCAAUUACAGCCCGUCGAAUAAGAAGACAAACUCUCCGUACGCCGUCUCUAUCAACGGGGUGCAUCACGGUGUCUCCUACAAGUACAAGCGCAGCUCAAGCCUCACUUGGAACGAUCCUUUGGGUACUGCCGACUUACAGAGUGGGUUGGCUGGGGGGAGGCUCGGUGCGAAGACGGGUGGGCAUGAGCGACCGCGUGCGCAUACACCGCACCAAUACACCCAGGCCCCCAUGCACCCACACAGACACCCGCAUACACAUACACACAACCACACACCGUCUCAGACCUAUCCUCGGUCCAGUAGUAUGUCGUAUGUCCCGAGCGUGCUCGCCCAAUACCCUGCUCCAAGCACUGGUUUGACCGGGGGGUUGGGGAUAUAUGGGCCACCGCCCGGUUCGCGGUUCCACAGCAGGACUCCAGUGGCCAUAGCAACGGAGUACCCUGCGUUGACCUCGCAACCGCAACCGCACGUUAGUGGAGGUAUUGGGCAUCGGAGGGGCAACCGGACGCUGUAUCGUGUGUCGUCUGCACCCGGUAUACCGAAUCUGAAACAAACUAACAGCACACACAACAGCCCACGCAAUCCUAGCAACGUUCCGGAUGCCACAGGCCAUCUUAAGAGCUACACGAGUGCGAUGAACAGUUGCUCUCCGCUGUCGAAUGCGACUAGUGCCGCGAGCGCACACACUCCCACUCCAGCGCCCAAUCAUGUGGACCACCCUAGUACCCCGGCUGCGGCUGCUAUUUCUACCGCCUCUAGGGCACAGAACCAUGCCAGUACAGGCAUGGACAUCGACGCAAGUGUGGUUACUGGAACGGGUUUGAAUGCACACGGAGGACUGAGUUCGGGCUUGGCAACCACAAAAGCAACAGCAACAAAAAGCUCAUUCCAGAAAGUCAAAUCGAGUGGGUGUGUUGCGAGAAGAAAAUCGGCAUCUGCCGUGGCUAGAAAUAGCAGUGGGCGAAGCGGGACACCAAAUAAGGCGAAGCGCAAAAUGGGCGAUAUGGGGGUGAUGCGGACUAUUAGUACACCCACAGGUGUUGACGACAACCCCCAUGUACGCGCACAGACACCCGCGCAGAGUGGGGGCGAGGCGCAAUUAGGCCGUGACAAGAAGCACAGGGUGGACGAUAAGAUCAACAAUACAAGCGGUGCCAAUUUAGGUGCCUCUGCUGAGAGUGCGAGUUACUUUGCUACCGAUGGAAGCAGCAUGGGUCUUCGAACCUCGUCGAGCGUCUCGGAAUGGAGCCUACUUUUAGGUAUGGAAAGUCCGGGUGCUGAAAGCUCCGGAUCGGGGAAUGCCGCGCGAAACCAAGAUUUGCUAUUUAAUGGCGCAGGAAUCCUUGACCAGGGUCUUUUAUUCGACAAUGGUGGGCUUGAAAUGGGCUUAGAUCUGAACCUUGGAAUCGACAUGGCACUCGAUGAUUUGGAUCUUGGCCUCAUAAUGAAGCUUGACCGCGGCAACGUACCGGAGUUGCCCCCGACGGGUGAGCUGAACGCGGGCAUGGCCCAGGACAUGCUGGACGGUCUAAAAGCAACUGAUUCGGCAACUGAUCCUGUGACCCUAAAGCAGUCGUGCGAUGUCGAGUUGGGAUCGUCGCCGCGUACUUUAGCAGCCAAACCCACACCACACACAAAGUCACCGCUCGUACAGGGGUACUCGAGCAUUCACACGCAGAGUAUGCCGGCCCUGGAGCCAACCAAUACAUCCACUCCCAGCGCUUUGUUUUUGCCCACGCUCGGGCUUGCACUAAGCUCAGAACUGGUGUACGAACCGGCCACAGACUCUGCUCUGUCCUUUCUUUCGGAUCGGGACCGUUUGGACCUAGGUGUAAACCUUGACAUGGGCGAUCAGUUGUACAUUGACAGUGAGGAUCCCGGAACUCUGCGAGAUUCAACACCAUACCACGUGGCACAGCCAUCGCGGGCGAAUACACCGACACCACGCACGGCCUCACCCUGGCCAAUCGACAUGUCGGCCCAUCGCCGCUCUAGUGUGUCUGGGGGUAUGGCAUAUGGCGUGGUGAAGGGUAAUGUCCGUACACGUAUGGGAUCGGUUGGGUCUGCACUUGCGCGCACGCAUGAGUCUACCCCAGCACACGCGGGUGGCAUGCGAGUUACCAGGGCGACCAGACAAGGUCUCCAGCAGAAUGCGGAUUCCGUGUGUGGGUAUACCUACCAGUCCUUGGGCACAAGUGCGUAUGGUGUGUUAACCAGCGAUACAACCGGAAGUGGGGCGAAGACGAAUAAAGGCACAGGUGCAGAUGUGAAUGCAAAUCAACUAACAGCGCUCACACAAGCAUCUACGGAUUCUGCGGUUACGAUCGCAGUGGAUAACGAAUCAAAGAAUGUGGAGCCCACGGACCAAUCAGGAGUCGAGGAGAGCAGUUCUAUUAAUAGUCUGUCAGGUGUGGACAAUCCAACCACUUUCCGCGGUCAGAGGACGGGCCGGACUAUGUCGUCCUCGACUAUCACAAAUAUGACAGCGGAGAUGGCUCUGAAUGAUGUAUCGUUAGAGUGGCAACCGCAACUGAACCAGCAGCGCUCACCGCUGUACCCUCUUGGUAUGCAACUUCCGAGCGAUAGCGCAGGCUCUACGCAGUAUGAGAAUGUGGACUUGGGUGACGGGGGCGGUGCGAGUGAAGUGGACUUUAACCGAGAGGACGGCUUCGGCCGGGGGGUGACAUCGUUCAAGGAACAGUUUCAACAGGUCCAGCGCAAUCUAGAUGGAGAAGGGGAUCUGGUGACAGACUUCCAUCUUCUGGAUGAUUCAGACGGGGUAAAUUAUGUAACAGAUUCUGCUCUGUGGGACGAUAUGGCGUGAACGUCGAUUUGGUGAUGUAUGGUCGAACGAACACGUGUGACGUGAGGGCAGAGAACAAGCCGCACUCUUCUUGCAAGGCAGAGCGGUGCUAAUGGGGGUUAGGAACGAUACCAUUGAAUAUAUGGACACAUGUGGACCUAUUUUAGAGUCUCCCAAAUCCUACAUCCUAAACCCUGAAACCCUGACUGAGGGCGCAUAAUGUUUAAGGGUGGCCUCAGCUCAAACACCUUUGCCGAUUACGGAUGCCAUCUGGAGAGUGGUGUAUUGAUAUAUAGGGCGGGCCGUUGUUGCCAAGUAAAUCAGUACAUAGAGGAGUAUAUAUUUGAAUAAGGUGAUGGUGGGAUAUAAGCAAGUUCCGGCGUGGACGACAAGUGAGUGGUGAAACAACAGAGAUAGACGAUAGUUGUAAGCAGCUGAGGCAAAGAACAGAGGUAGUGAAAAGGAAGAUGUGAUUUUAACAGCAGAGCGGAGUAUGGGACAUCGCAAUUAUAGCCGUAUGCCAUGUUCCUGAAAGGUGGAGCAUAGGCUCUAACUCAUCCCCCCAAUAACUUAAACAUCCGACAAACAGUCGACAUGAAGCAUACACAAGUAUAACAUAGGCAUCCGGUAAACGAUGGAGGGAGCGCAAAGAAUACCCGAGUGCGUAGACAGUGAUACACAAUUUGGCUACUUUUCUGGCGUGAGUGUACGGGUUGAUGGGGCUCGCAAGCGGUAGAUAGAAGUCAUAGCCAUACUCUCAAAGUACAAGUGUGAUAUACGCCGUACGUGAACGAGGCUGCAGCUUAUCGAAGACGGGAGAAAGGAAGUGAAAUGGAGUGAAAGAUUAACAAAUAGCACGUUCAUCCACUAGUCACGGUCACGGUCUGGAGAAUGUGAGGAUAAAUGGCAAAGAAUACGCGAAUCUUUGACCAAUCAAAUUAAUAUUAACCAAGGAGUGGCUAAGUAAUAUUAAUUUUAAAUAAGGAGUGACCAAACAAAAUGAAUUUUAAUUAAGAAAUGAAGAAUAUAAGAGGUAAUUGCGAGAAGAUGAAGCAUCGUGGUGCAAUUUUGUACAUAGUAUGUAUAUCAAAUCUUAUUAGUAAACAAUUAAUUUAGAGACAAACAUCGUCUCUAUUUAUUGAUAGGAAUUAUAAAGCCAGAAUAAAAGUCGCGAGUUGG